AUUGCUAAUUUUCCCGAGAUUCAUCUAACGGCCGCCAUAACAGCUGAGAGAAGUUGUUUAUCGGCUCGAACAAAGAUCUACUACAAAGCAAGGAUGAUUUGGAACUAUUUAUGAUUAUAUAUUUCAAUUAGCUUAAACUAAGUCUCCCAGAAAUGUACUGUCUACUUAGAAAUCAAAAUGAUGAUAAAACAAUCGCAAGCUGAAAAAUAAACAAAACGGUGUCACAACAAAACCACUGUCACUGACACUUUGUUAUCCUGUUUCCUCAACAAGUUAAAUAAAAAAAAUACGCUUCAUUUAUUUAUUUUGUUAGAAUAUGGGAUCAAGAGGCGUACCUGUGGAUAAGAUAAACCUUAGACUUAUACUGGUUAGUGGCAAGACAAAAGAAUUUUUGUUUUUACCGAAUGAUUCAGCGGCAGAUAUAACCGAUCAUGUUUAUACAAACUGGCCAACAGAUUGGUCAGAAGAACAGCUACCUAGUAGUAACAUACUGAGGUUGAUAUACCAAGGAAGAUUUCUCCACGGGAAUGUUACACUUGGUGCUUUACAGUUACCGGUUGGUAAAACAACAGUAAUGCAUCUAGUGGCAAGGGAAAAUUUACCAGAGCCAAAUAAUCAAGGUCAGUUGAAGAAAGAUAAAAGUGGAGAGAGUGGUUGCGGUACAUGUUGUGUAAUACUAUGACAUCAUUAUAGAACACAAUCGGCAACUCUCACUAGUCUGUGAUAUUUAGUACCAAAGGGGAGGUAACUCUCCAAGCAGAUCUGUAAAUCAUUAUUAUAUCAAAUUUUUACUGCCAAACAAACUGAAGAUGACUACUGUUCUGCACAGUUUGGCAUUUUUGUUCACAUCAUAUUAUAAUAUAGAAUUGCACAAUAUCAUCAUCAUCAUGGGAUAGGAAUUGAUUUUUAUCAUGGGAUCGGAAAUGAUUAAAUCAUGGGAUCUGAAAUGAUUUAUAUUUAACAACAAGCAGGGAACAGAUCCUUCAUGCAGCAGGAAUGCAGUCACAUAAUUCAUUAUUUGAAAGAGAAAAUUUGAAUAUAUUAGUUUCAUAUGAAAUUUUUCAUGACAUUUUUUAUUUAUUAUCAUUCUAAAACAACAAAAUGUGCAAUUGAUAAUAUUUCACAAUUAAUUGAAUUCAAAUUACAAAAUGAAAAAGGGGUGAUCUUUACACUUCAGGAAAUCAACGUGUUGAUAGAUAACAGAACUUUUAAACCCGUCUGCAAAAUAAAGCAUCUCAUUAACACAGUAACAAAAUUCGACCUCAUCUGCUGGUAUUUGGAUAUAAGUUAUGGAAUCUAGUUGCUAUUUUUUUAAACAACAAUUUUCAAAGAUUGUCAGUGAAACUAUUCAUUACUUAGAAAAAAAACCUGAAAAAGCUAUAUCACUUAGAGUAUUUCCAGUAAGAUAUCCUCAUAAAAUGAUAAAAUGCUGAAAGGGAGGUAAUCCACUACCUCAGAACAAAGUGCUGUAAGGAUGUUUUAUUUAAUGACUGGUUGUUUGCUCAAUGAUUACUUUUGACUCCAUAAAUAUUUCUAGAUAGUAUAAAAAAUUAUUGUGAGAAUUAAUAGGAAAACAGUUUGGGUUUUGUUAAUGGCUCUAAUUCGAAUUUUCGUUAAUUAUGUCAAAAACAGUUAUCUUUAAAUACUUGCAAUAUGUUUUUUUUUUAUAGAUUUAAAUAAGGAUUUUCAAGAUUCUUAAAAAAAUUAUUUAGUUGACAUCGACUUAUGAUUAAUUUUAGAUAAAUGAGUGCUUAACCCCCAAAAAAAUGGGAUUAUCUUUUAACAUGUUUAAGUUUGUAUGAUAAACAUGAUAAAUACACAUAAUGACAUUUCUUCUUUGUUAUGAUGGAAAUUUGGUUUUGAUUUUGUGCAUUUCGUCUUAUUAUAAGUAUUGAUGCAAACUGUGCAUUUUCAGAUUUACGAAAUAUGCUAGUCAUUUCUUUGUAAAUCGCUCAGUUAUUUUUAAUUAUCUUUAAGAUUUUUAAAUCGUACAGGAAGUACACACAAUUUUUUUGUUAUCUGUCAUGUUAUUUGUUGACUUGUAAAUAUUUAUAUAAUAUAUGUAAAUUUAUUCAUUUUUGCGUUAAUUGUGCUACAUAAUGUGUUGACUCAUUCUUGUUAUUGUGUGACUUUGUUAAAAUGAAAGAAAGAAUUAUGCAUAAUUUAAUGUUCAGAAUGGUAUAAAUAUUGUUUUUAUUGAGAUGAAGAUUAGUUAUGUGGUCAGCUGAGGGCUUUUUCAGACUUAAAUGCAUGGGGGUUGAUGGGGCAUGGGUGACGCUUUAAAAGACCCUGAUCAGCCUAAAAAUAAAAAUUAUCAAUUGAUUUGAAAUUUUUACAAAUUAAAACCCUAAAAUUUAUCCACAAAAACACAUAUUGUGUAGUAUCAAAUCAUCUCACAUUUUUUUUAUGAAAUUGCUUAUUUUUCUUUAGUACAAUGUAGUAGUUUGUUUUGUAAGUGGUGGUAAUUAUUCUCCAUUCUUUAAACAGAUAAAGUUAGUUAAAGUUUUCAUGAUAUUUUUAAAUAGGUUUCAUGGUUAAAUAUUUUUUUACAUUUCCAUGAAGAUAUUUUAUCCAUUAUUAUUCCCUGAAGUUAUUCUUAUACUGUAAAUUCUGAAAUUAUUGUGAUAAUUUUAUUUAUAAGAAAAUGAGACGGAAUCAGGUUUGCAGUAAUUAAAUCUUGCAUUCAUAAUUUCAGUAGUGGUUUUCUAUAAUUUAUUAUUGUUCUCAUAUUAACAUUCACAUUUUUGCCAAUGGACAACAAAUUGCAAUAUUUAAAUAAAUGUAUGCAUCAGUUUCUGAAUUUACGGUAUUUAAACCAAAUAAUCAUUUCUAGUGCCUGUAGUUACAGGGUUCAAGGACUCUUUCCCAGAAUUUUUUAUUUUUGAUGGUUUGUACUGCUACCAUGCUUUUAGUAUAGGCAACAUUGUACCUAUUGAAUUUAAUUUAAAUUUAACUAAACUUAAUUUUGUGUGAAUUAAUCUCACUGAAAGACAUAACCGCUGACGUAAAAUAAGAUUUUGAACUUGUGAUGAGUGUAUUAAUGUAUGAUGAAGUAAAUUGUAUGUGUGCCUUUUAUGUGUAGUGUGUGAAAUAUAAUUUUCAUGGUGUAGAAUCAUUAAGUAUAGUGUAAUUAGAACAUACACUGUCUUAGUGUUAAGUCUCAGGAGCACAGUUACAUAUAUGUACCUGUAAGCAUGCCGAGGGAAAAAUAAUAAAAUUAGAAAUAUAAAUUAUGGAUUUAAACUUAGCAGAAAAGUAUACCAUCUAAGAAUUAAAAAAACCCACUUUACUUGAAUCUUUAUAAAUGUCAAAUAUUUGAUAAAGGAAUUCAAUUAACCAUCCUUUCUCUCUUAGUUUCUCUAGAAAAAGAAGAGCAAGGAUGUCCAGUAUAGAAAAAACUGUAAAUUCAAUAAUUAUUUCAUGCAUUUAUUAUUGCGGGUUUGUCAUUUUAGACUAAAAAGGGAUUUAAAUUGGAGCAAAUUUAAAAAAAAUUCUAUUUAAUUCAUAAUUUUUAUGACAAAUGUGAGUUUAAAUUAUCCU
Mytilus trossulus (common blue mussel) is the source of this 3540-nucleotide messenger RNA. Its product is annotated as ubiquitin-like protein 3. The transcript is spliced from 5 exons. NCBI's taxonomy places the organism in Eukaryota, Metazoa, Mollusca, Bivalvia, Mytilida, Mytilidae. Gene Ontology annotation, molecular function: protein binding. The coding region runs from base 317 to 682 and encodes 121 amino acids. The record is from RefSeq and is a predicted model, not a curated record.